Molecule: messenger RNA, 1101 nt
Organism: Scylla paramamosain (green mud crab)
Lineage: Eukaryota; Metazoa; Arthropoda; Malacostraca; Decapoda; Portunidae
Exons: 2
Coding region: 1-1101 (366 amino acids)
Source: RefSeq, a predicted model, not a curated record
AUGGGAUACUGCUAUGGCAAUGUCAAGACCCACAAGCCAGGCAACAAAUUAAGACCCAUAAUAUCCCAAAUUCCCACUCCUACCUACUACAUCGCUAAAAGAGUGUGCGCCCUCCUCACACCGUACAUUCCUACCUCCUAUUGUCUGCAGUCAGCCUCAGAUUUCAUCGAUAUCCUCAACAACAGCGACGUAGAAGGAAGAGUUGCCUCACUAGAUGUCGAAUCCUUGUUCACGAAUGUUCCAGUGGAUCGCACCAUCAACUACAUCAUGGAACGUGUUUAUCACAAUGAAGCUACACCUAAGCUUGCGAUCCCAGAAGCUGUACUCCGAGAACUGCUGGAGUGUUGCACUAAAGAAGCACCCUUUACCUGCCCCCGCGGUAACAAGUACUGCCAGGUAGACGGCGUGGCAAUGGGUUCACCUCUCGGUGUACUCUUGGCAAACUUCUUCAUGGGUUGCAUCGAGGAGGAAGUUUUCAAGAUAGUAAAAAAGCCGGAUAUAUAUUGCCGUUAUAUUGACGACAUUUUCAUCAAGACAAAGGACGCAGCCGAAGCAGAGCAUCUUAGACUUCACCUCCAAGAAACAUCUGGGCUAACAUUUACUAUGGAAAACAGCAAAGAUGGUGCCAUGCCCUUUCUCGACGUCCUAGUGCAACAAGAAGAAGGAAGAUUUACCACCAGCCUCUACACAAAACCAACGAAUCCUGGACUCUGCUUGAACGGACGAAGUGAGUGCCCCACGAGGUACAAGGAUUCCAUUAUCUCAGCCUACAUCAGAAGAGCGCUUACACACUGCAGCACGUGGAAACAAGUCCACCAAGAAAUACAGCGCUCAACUCAAGUCCUCAUAAACAACAAUUUCAGUGAAAAGGACAUCAACCGCCUAGUAAAGAAAAUUGUCGACAGCUGGCAUAACAAGAAGCAGCAAGAGGAUAAGAAAGGGAACAUCAACAUCUUCUAUAAAGCAACUUUCUCUACCGCCUACGAAGAAGAUGAGAGGGCCAUCACGCAGAUUGUGAAGAGGAACAUCAAGCCUUCCGACCCUGACAAUCAAGAAUUUGCGGCCAUCAACCUUGGCAUAUUUGAAGCCAAUCUCCUGUAG